UAUCAUUUGUAUUACUUGGUGCAUGGGCAUUUGUAUAACCUGCUUUUGCUUUUGGUAUUCAGAGUAAUUGCAUUUUAUAGUGCCAUUUCUCUCUUUGUAGAGUGUAGUAUUUUUGUUCAUGUAAUAUAAAAACUGAUUUCUAACUUGAGAACUGUUUGAAAUUGCAGAGUAAUUCUUUAUCAUUUUUAGUGAUUCUUAUUCUUUCAUUGGUGAUGGGAAUAGUUCUCAAUUACACCAUGUUCUUGUGUACUAUAGUCAACUCCGCUCUAACAACAACUAUUGUGGGAGUCCUCAAAGGUGUAGGGUCCACGACCCUUGGUUUUGUGUUUCUGGGUGGUGUGCAAGUACAUGCUUUGAAUGUGACUGGAUUGGUCAUCAACACAGCUGGUGGCUUGUGGUAUUCAUAUGCCAAAUAUCAGCAAAAGAAGAGCAAGCCACCAAAACUAACGUCAGAUGUGGAGGCUCAUCGUAAAUGAACUUGUGAUGGAAGAUUAGUACCUGUGAUGAACUGCUAUUCAUGUUGUUUUCUGUUCUUCUAACAUUUUGGUUCUGUUACAUUAUAUCAAUGACCAAAAGAGAAAAAAUGAAGCAAUAUUCAAAUGA
Messenger RNA from Hevea brasiliensis (rubber tree), 603 nucleotides. Its product is annotated as UDP-galactose/UDP-glucose transporter 7-like. Bases 213 to 476 code for a protein of 87 amino acids. The record is from RefSeq and is a predicted model, not a curated record. The transcript is spliced from 2 exons. Lineage: Eukaryota; Viridiplantae; Streptophyta; Magnoliopsida; Malpighiales; Euphorbiaceae. Gene Ontology annotation, molecular function: UDP-glucose transmembrane transporter activity; antiporter activity; UDP-galactose transmembrane transporter activity. Gene Ontology annotation, cellular component: Golgi apparatus.